CCACGGCAGGGCAAGAAGCUUAGCGUCGCAUGGAGCGUGAACUUGAUUGAAGGCAUCAAAAACAAAUUCGUCAAAUGUAUUUUUGACCCAGUCAAUUGCCUCCUAAGCACUCACCCUUGCAAGCGGGAGCAACACCAAAAAGGCGACCCCUCAGAAAAGACAUAAUGGGGCAAACCGGAAAGCCUAAUAGAAACCUCCGCAAGGAGUAUCGCGAGGCGCAAAAGAGCAAUGGCGCGGCGGCUCUUCCCAAGAAGAAAUUCUAUCGCCAACGCGCCCACGCAAAUCCAUUUUCUGAUCAUAAUUUGACAUACCCCAUAUCGCCAGACCAUAUGGACUGGGCACCUCUGUAUCCAGCCUACAAAGCACCAGGUGCGGAUGAGGAUGCGGAUGCUGCUUCUAAAGAGUCGGCAGUUACCAAGUCGCUGCCCAAGAGGUUAUUAAAGGAUGUCGAGGUUGCCGAUAUUGGCUGUGGCUUUGGCGGGUUGUUGAUGGCUUUGUCACCCGCCCUCCCCGACUCCUUGAUACUAGGUAUGGAGAUCCGGACGCAGGUAACGGGCUUCGUGCAGGACAAAAUCCGAGCACUACGGACUCAGCAUUCGGAGACGGACCCGCAGGCGUACCAAAACAUCGCGUGCGUACGGGCCAACACGAUGAAGUUCCUGCCGAACUUUUUCACGCGCGGGCAGCUCUCCAAGGUGUUCAUCUGCUUCCCUGACCCACACUUCAAGGCGCGGAAGCACAAGCAGCGCAUCGUUUCGACGACGCUCAGCUCCGAGUACGCCUUUGUGCUGCGGCCGGGCUCGGGCAUCGUCUACACCAUCACCGACGUCAAGGACCUGCACGAGUGGAUGGUCGAGCACCUAGAAGCGCACCCGCUGUUUGAGAGGAUCGGGGACGAAGAGCAGGAGGCCGACCCUUGCGUCGCCAUCAUGCGCAGCGAGACGGAGGAGGGCAAGAAGGUCGAGAGGAACAAGGGGCACAAGUAUGUGGCUUUGUUCAGGAGGUUGGAGGAUCCGCCAUGGUGAUGAGGAGUUGCCAGGCGAUGUUGGGACGGGGAGGGGUGGUUUUGCUUGUGCCGGAACCUAUUGCAGAUGAUAACAGGCAGAGGGAGUAAGCAUCGAGCCUUUGCUUCGGGUCGUCGCUUGCGAUAUUUCCGACUUUUUCUUUCACGACCUUGCGCCUCUCCAGAGCGCCUUGAAGACGUUUCACCGGCUUUCCAGACGAUACAACAAGUUAUAUGAACAAGUGGCAAAGAGCACCAAGACUUUAAAAUAUGGUAUCACGGAUUCACUUAAAGAUUUCAGGGCCCACACAAAAAAAUCCCGAAGGGAUCGCUCCAGCGGCACGGUGACACGGGACUCUCCUGUUGGACACUCAUUACUGGCGUCAGGAUUUACAGUGCGGUGCAGAUCAGAUAAACGCAAGUAAGAUGAUUAUGUGCAAACUUUCCAACAGCACUGGUCAAAACUCGGCUUGUCGGUAUGCGCCGUAUUCAGUGGCCCCUUUGCAGAUAAAAAGAAGGCAACAGCCGCAGUUUUGCAGGGCUUAGUGAGGCGCAGAACUGGAUAUGGACAUCAAGGGAAAAGACGGGUAAGUCGGGGCCGAGAACUAGGUAGCAUCUAUGGACCCCUUUUCUCGCCACAAUCGCGAAACCCUGGCAAAGGAAGAUACCGUUGAUGGACCGGUCGGGCCUUGCCGCAUAGUUGGGCAGAUGAAGAUUUGACGAAGAAGAUAGGGGAUUUUAGGGGUUUCAGGGAGUAAAUAACAGGGAGCCAUGUUCGUUACCUACCUUAGGUACCUACCUAGACUAGAAGGUGCCUUGUGUAACCUUGGUAGGGGCCAAGUAGGUACGCGGGGACUACGACUGCUACCACGUGACCUCGACUCGAAAAACAAAUCCUUCCUUCCUAAUUCAUUCUAGCGAGAUCGUCAGGGCAGAAGGCGGGAAACGAAUGAAGUGAUCCUCAGCCGAAAGAAACAUUACAAUCUCCAGUUCCUUUCUUUUUUUUUUUUUUCACUGCUUUGUCCCGUCU
Molecule: messenger RNA, 2033 nt
Organism: Pyricularia oryzae 70-15
Lineage: Eukaryota; Fungi; Ascomycota; Sordariomycetes; Magnaporthales; Pyriculariaceae
Product: tRNA (guanine-N(7)-)-methyltransferase
Exons: 3
Coding region: 165-1025 (286 amino acids)
Biological process (GO): RNA (guanine-N7)-methylation; tRNA methylation
Cellular component (GO): tRNA methyltransferase complex
Molecular function (GO): tRNA (guanine(46)-N7)-methyltransferase activity
Source: RefSeq, a predicted model, not a curated record